Molecule: messenger RNA, 1767 nt
Organism: Closterium sp. NIES-65
Lineage: Eukaryota; Viridiplantae; Streptophyta; Zygnematophyceae; Desmidiales; Closteriaceae
Source: the annotation of a GenBank genome assembly
AUGUUCACUCUAAAAGUCCAUGCUGACGUGGACGCAAACUCCCAGACCAGUACCGCUGCUGCCGUCACCUCUUACAGCGACGCGGUUCGUCGUGCUACUAACGGGGCCUCGCUUAACGCUGCUAGUAGCACCUCGCCGGCGUCAGAUGCGGAGAAGCUGACACGUGGCCAACGGCCAGGGGAACUCGAAGGUGAAAUCCGCGAAGCUGAGGACCGCGGGGCGGGUGACAACGCGCGAAGUGACAAUAACGAGAGCAUCCCGUUCUCGUCCGGCAAUCCCAAGGUGGAAUCGACACGCGGCGUGAUUCACCUCUACCGCAACACCGCGGAAAGCCCCGGCUCGCUGCAGAACCUGCCGGUAGGAGCUGUUGGGCGCCCACAUGUGCUGUUUGCGAUUUCCCAUGCCUCCUCUUCUCUCCCAUCCACGCCACGGCGCCACGCCAUGCGCCCUCGCUCACCAGCCCGACAGGGGCGUGGAGCCCCCGACAGGGGCAUGGAGCUGUGUGUGCUGGCGGUGCCCACGUACAUGACAGGCGCCGACUUCUGCCAGUUCACUGGCGCACUGCUGGGGGCUAUCGAGAGCAUGCGCAUCGUCAGGAACGACAGCCUAUCAGAGCGCUACAUGGUGCUCAUGCGAAUGAAGUCCCAAGAGGCGGCGGAUGGCUUUUUCCGGCAGUUCAACAACAAACCAUUUUCCUCCAUGGAGAGCGAGUUGUGUCGGGUGCUGUUCACGAAGCAGGUGCUGGUGACGGGGUCGCAGAAGGAGGCAGCCACGCCCCCCGCGGGCCUCACAGAGCUGCCCUCCUGCCCCGUGUGCCUCGAGCGCUUGGAUCGGCACAUCAGCGGCAUUCUCACCACCGUGUGCAACCACUCCUUCCACUCCUCCUGCAUCUCCAAAUGGACCGACUCCUCCUGCCCUGUGUGUCGGUACUGCCAGCAGCCGGCAGACAAGUCGCAGUGUGCAGUGUGCGGUUCACACGACAGCCUCUGGAUUUGCCUCAUCUGCGGCUUCGUGGGGUGUGGCCGAUAUCAAGGGGGCCACGCAGAGUCGCACUUCCGCACGUCGCAGCACUGCUACUCGCUGGAGGUGGCGUCACAGCGCGUUUGGGACUACGUGGGCGACGCCUUCGUGCACCGCCUCGUGCUCUCCAAGACCGACGGCAAACUCCUUGCACACACCCAUGAGUGCCCAUUUUGUUCUCGCUUCUCCUUCUUCUCCUCCCACAUCUCCCUUGCACCCUCCGCUCUCACAUCUUCUUCCCGUCCUGGUGGCUUGUGGGUGGCCUAUGAGUACACGCACCUGCUCACCACGCAGUUGGACUCACAACGACUGUACUUUGAGGGGCUGUUAGCAGCAGCCAAGGCCGAGAGGGACGAGGCGGUGGCAGCAGCAGAGGCGGCGAGGGAGAGUGUGAAGGUGCAGAAGCUGCAGUCCCGGCUGGAGCGCGCCGAGCAGGAGAAGGAGUUUCUGAAGCAGGUGAACGACUCGCUAAUUAAGAACCAGAAGCAGUGGCAGGAGAAGUUCAAGCAGCAGGAGGAGAGGGUGAAGGCGGCAGUGGCUGCACGGGACGAGAAGAUCAAAGACCUGGAGGAGCAGGUGCGGGAUCUGAUGGUGUUCAUAGAGGCGCAGAAGAUCGUGGAGCGAGAGGGAGGAGCAGGAACAGCAGAGGGCAUCAGGGAGGGCACUGUGCUGGCUGUGGGGGGGGCGCCUACUGCCGGGGAGAGAGGGGCAGGCAAGGCGCGGGGGCGGCACGGGAAGAGAAGAUGA